Molecule: messenger RNA, 672 nt
Organism: Ruditapes philippinarum (Manila clam)
Lineage: Eukaryota; Metazoa; Mollusca; Bivalvia; Venerida; Veneridae
Product: jerky protein-like
Exons: 3
Coding region: 1-672 (223 amino acids)
Cellular component (GO): nucleus
Molecular function (GO): DNA binding
Source: RefSeq, a predicted model, not a curated record
AUGGUUGACAGACUUGACGAUCGGAUUCUAAUGCCUAAGGGAAAGAGAAAGAGUGUUCAAUGUAGUCCAGCCCAGAAUGCAGCCUCCUCAGUGAAAACACCUCUUGAACUGAAGCGUUCAAAACUUUCAAAAGAGACACUUGAUGAAUGGUACACAAAUUAUAAGGAUUUCCUGAUCAGUAAAGGUUUUCUGGAAAAACCAGGUUGUAUUUGGAAUGCGGAUGAAACUGGCUUCAACAUGGGUGCAAACAAGAGCAAAGUUAUAGGUCCAUCCCGUAAGGAUAUUCCUGUGCCUCAGAUAAGUGCUGGAAAGCAACGUCUAACUGUGAUGUACUGUGGCAAUGCUUCAGGACAAAUGAUGCCACUAGUUUUUGUUUUUCCUGAGCCCAAGCCUAGAGCAUAUGACCCAUUAAAUGGAGCUCCAGAAGGAAGUUAUAUUGCCUAUACGAAGAAAGGCUGGAUGGACGGCACAACAUUUUCAAAGUUCAUUGAUCACUUCGAUAAAUUUGCCGUUGUUGAGCGACCUGUUGUGUUACUAUUAGACAGUGUUGGAAGUCACAUUAGCCAAGAAGUGUUUGUGAAAGCAAAGGAAAAGAACAUUGAGCUGUAUCGCAUUGUCCCCAAUGCGACACAUUUGAUGCAACCCUUGGACAAAGGUGUAUCGGUCCUUUGA